This is a messenger RNA of Metschnikowia bicuspidata var. bicuspidata NRRL YB-4993, 5574 nucleotides long. RefSeq names its product adenylate cyclase (gene CYR1). The coding region runs from base 1 to 5574 and encodes 1857 amino acids. Gene Ontology annotation, biological process: intracellular signal transduction; cyclic nucleotide biosynthetic process. The record is from RefSeq and is a predicted model, not a curated record. Lineage: Eukaryota; Fungi; Ascomycota; Pichiomycetes; Serinales; Metschnikowiaceae. The transcript is spliced from 2 exons. Gene Ontology annotation, molecular function: protein binding.
AUGAGCUUCCUACGCAGAGACAAGUCCAAGUCGCACUUGCCCUUGAAAGAAACGGCUGCUGGCCAGCACGUCUCCCCGGGCCAGGCCUCCCCGGCGCCCGGCGUGCCGGCCAUGACGCCGCUCGCCCAGCCCAGCGCGCCCCGCGAGACUCGUGAAAACAGCGCCGAGCCGCGCGACCACGAAAGCCCCGUGCUGUCCUUCCAGAUCCACAGCGUGCCCCGCAGACAACCGCUUUUGCGCUCGCAGACCGCCGGCGCGGCGUCGCCACACAGCCUGGCGUCCGCGGCCCGGUCCGCGUCGCCGGCAGCGGUGUCGCCCAGCACACGCGAGUUCCCCGGCGGCCUAGUGCGGCCGCCCACGGAGGGCUACUCGCCGCGGCUGUCGUACGCAGUGCUCCCCGCGCUCAGUGACGGCGAGAGUGCCGGCGACGCGGACGCCGUGGUCAAGGACGACUACAGGGGCUUCCACAAAAGCAAGGGCAUCCGCGCCAACGUGCCGCCGUUGGCGCAGCCGAUCAAGCCGCGCUUCCGCAAGAAGGGCAACGCGUUGCUCGGCAAGCUCAUGCACUCGGGCCGCAAGGACUCGGACGCGCUGGUCCAGUCCGCCGGGUCCGCCGAGGCGGCCGGCGCCGGAUUGCCGGACGCGCUCCACCCGGGCUUGGGCCGCAAGAGCGUGAGCUCCACCGGCUCAGCCAAGCACAAGUUCCGGCUCCCGUCCAUCUCGCUGCACCACCACAGCAGCAUGGCGCCGGACACGCCCCGCCACCACUCGGUGCUGGAGGAAAGCCGCGUGUCCGAGCGGCUGUCGGCGCCCGCGUCCAAGCAGGGCUCCGUGUCGGGCGCCGCGGGGAGCCCGUCCCGCAUGUUCGACUUGGACUUGAACUUCGACGAGAUGCAGAGCAUCCUCCGGCAGCCCCACGGGCGGGACAUGGGCGCGGCGUCCCAUCGGCGUGAGCUGCGCGAGCCGGCGCCGGACGCGCCCGUGUCCAAGGACAACUCCAGCUGGAAGGCGCCGGACUCCUGGGACGUCACCGCCCUCGGCUUCUACUCCAACACGGCCUCGGCCCCGGUGUCCGGGCUGGAGGACUCCGACACGGACGGCUCCCGCAGGUCGUCCACGGGCGAGAAGUACUCGUUCGACCACUCGCUGGACAACUCGUCCACGGCGUCCGGGGCCAGCAACAGCGCCGCCGACAGGAACGCGGAGCCGGCCCUGGCGCUGGCCGCGAAAAGGCACCGCAAGAGGGUGGACCAGUACCCGCCCUUCCCCGAGAAGGCGUUCCCGAUCUUGUACGGCAGCGUUGCCAACAGGGUGCGCAUCGCCGACGAGAAGAAGUCCGGCAACCACAUCAUCAGGGUGUUCAAGGACGACAACACCUUCACCACGGUCCUCUGCUCCCUCGAAACGUCCGCCGCGGAGCUUCUCGUCAUGAUCCAGAAGAAGUUUUUUCUCGACAGCAUCUCCAACUACCAGCUCUCGUUGUACGUGGGCAACAACGUCAAGCUCUUGGAGCCGUUCGAGAAGCCCUUGAAAAUCCAGACGGGGCUCUUGACUCUAAGCGGGUACGAGGAAAAAGACAAUCUCAGCCUCAUGGGGCGAGAGGACUUGUCCUCCAUCUGCAAGGUGGUGGUGGAGAACAUGGCUUUCCGCAACCUCACGCACGAGGAGGAAACCUCCCUCUCGAGGGACUACAUCAACGUUGACAUAUCUAGUCACAACUUGAAAACAAUCCCCAUCAAGUUCCACCAGCACACCUAUGAGAUCGAGAAACUCAAUGUGUCUGACAACCCUGCCAUCUACAUUCCAUUGGACUUCAUACAGACUUGCUCCAAUUUGAACAACAUCAAGUUUUCCCGGAACGGCUGCUCGAAGUUUCCCUUGAAUUUCCUCGAGGCAACGGGCUUGACUGGUCUUCUGAUGGAAUGCAACUUCUUGGAUGAGAUCCCUGCUCGAAUCAGCCACUUGAAAAAGCUCGAGUCAUUCAAGCUUAACUCCAAUCAAUUGUACUACUUGCCUAGGAGUUUCGGGAAGCUUUCUCACUUGGUCACGCUCAACUUGUCCUCCAACUGCUUCCAGCAAUUCCCGGAAUGUAUCACAGAGCUCCUGAACUUACAAGACCUUGAUUUGUCCUACAAUGACAUGACCAAAAUCCCUGACUCCAUUGGCAAGCUCACAAAAUUGGUCAAGCUCAAUUUGAGUACAAAUAAGUUGAGCAAGACUUUGCCAAAUGGUAUGUCCAAGUUGGUUGAGUUGAAAAGAUUGGAUAUCCGUUAUAAUAAGAUUUCCAACAUCGAUGUUCUUGGUUCUUUGCCUAACCUAGAAGUCAUGUACGCAUCGAAAAAUUACAUCUCUAGCUUCAGUGACAAAAUGGAAAGAUUGAGACUUAUUCACUUCGACAGAAACCCGAUUACAUCUUUGGAGUUCGAGAUCGCCUUGCAGAUGCUCACAGUGUUAGACCUUUCUAAAGCGAAGAUCACAGCUUUACCCGCGGAAUUCGUGAGCCAAAUUCCUCACAUUGAGAAGCUCGUCUUGGACAAAAACUAUUUGGUGAAUCUUCCGGACGAGAUGGGAAAUCUACCAAAACUUACUCAUUUGUCCCUUUUCGGAAACAAUAUUCAAAGUAUCCCGGCAUCGAUCGGACUGCUAUUGUCUUUACAAUACUUGGACUUGCAUUCUAACAACAUCGACUGUAUUCCAUCAGACAUUUGGAAUUUGCAUAGCUUGUUGUAUCUCAAUGUUUCGUCCAAUAUUCUUUCCAACUUUCCCAAACCGCUGUUUGCUGCCACGAAAAAGAUGUCUUCUGCCGCUUUGUUCAAUGACUAUGAGGAAAUCACCAAGGACGGCCGGGCAACAGUUGGAAACAAGCUCAUAUCUCUCGCAGACAGCUUGAAAAGUUUGCAGAUGGCAGAUAACAAUCUCAACGAAGAAGCGUUUGAGUCCAUCGCCCUCUUGACGAGCUUAAGAGUAUUGAAUGUGUCUUACAAUGAUUUCACAGAAAUCCCGGAGGGAGCACUCGCCAGGCUCACACAUUUGACAGAACUCUAUCUUUCUGGAAACAGCUUAACCAAAUUGCCAGCUGAGGACCUCGAACAUCUUCCGGAACUAACACGCUUAUUUGUGAAUGGUAAUAAAUUGCAAACAUUGCCAUCCGAGUUGAGCAAAUGCCAGCUUUUGGGCCAUUUAGAUGUGGGCUCCAAUCUCUUGAGAUACAACAUAUCGAAUUGGCCGUACGACUGGAAUUGGUCGUACAACAAACGUUUGACAUAUCUUAACUUCUCGGGAAACCGAAGGUUCGAGAUAAAGCAGAGUUAUACCAUGAACGAGGAAACAAAUGAGCCUCUAGACAGUUUCUUGGGUCUUGAAAACCUCAAAGUCAUUGGCUUGAUGGAUGUCACUCUCACGACACCCAGAGUCCCAGAUCAAGGUGUCAAUGCGCGACUCCGCACGUCUUCUUCUGAGCUUGACGACGUUGGUUAUGGUGUAUCGGACGCGAUGGGGAACUCAGAAUCCGUUGCUUUUCGAGACUCAUUCAUUCAGAAGUUUAGAGGGAAUGAAAACGAGGUUCUCAUUUUGUCUUGUGACGGGAUUGGCAGCUCGAUGCAUGGCCAAGGCCACAAGAUAUCAUAUUUGACCAAGCAAUUGUUUAUUCCAAGCUUCACUAGUGAACUUUCGAAAAUUCAGUCGAACGAUGAAAUUCCAAAUGCUUUGAGACGUGCCUUCUUGACAUUGAACAGGGAGGUCAAUUCCGUGUUUGCCAGUCGGAAGUUCAAUACAUUCACACCCUCAAGCAAAUACCCGGAACUCAAUGAUUUGAGCCUUCUUGAGGAUGCUGCCAAAGGAUGCUGUAUAUCUGUGGUAUAUAUCAGAGAUGGGGUUGUGUACUCUGCAAAUUUGGGUGAUAUGGAGAUUGUUUUAUCGAAGAGCAAUGCCGACUACAAGUUGUUGUCAACAAAGCACGACCCCACGCUGCGCAAAGAGUUUGAGAGAAUUCGAGCAUCGGGCGGCUUUGUUUUUGGCGAUGGUGCGCUUGAUGGAGAACUUAGGAUUUCACGUGGUGUUGGGUUCUACAACUAUGUUCCUCACACACAUAGUGGACCUAGUAUCUCAGUGUACAACCCUGCCGGUACUGACGCGAUUAUAAUCAUGGCUUCGAAAGUGCUUUGGGACCAUCUCACACAUGAUCUUGCAGUGGAUCUUGCUAGACAAGAGAAGGAUGAUCCUAUGCUAGCCGCCGAGAAGUUGAGAGACUACGCAAUUUGCUAUGGGGCUACAGACAAGCUCUCUGUCACGGUGAUUUCUUUGGGUGAUCAGAAGAAGAAAAGGCAAAAAUUGGCGUCAUCUUACAUGAACCUUGGGAAGGACACCGAGCUCUACACCGGGAAGAAGCGCAGAGACCGUGGAAUGCCAUCUGGUGACACCGCAUUGAGACGAUUGAACGACGAGAUCGAACCACCCAUAGGCAAAUUGGCGUUGGUUUUCACUGACAUCAAGAACUCGACGUUGCUUUGGGACACGUACCCCGUUGCGAUGAGAUCUGCCAUCAAGUUGCACAACACUAUGAUGCGGCGUCAGUUGCGCAUUGUAGGAGGCUACGAAGUCAAGACCGAAGGCGACUCUUUCAUGGUGUCUUUCCCAACACCGACAUCGGCACUCCUUUGGUGUUUCAUUGUUCAGAAUCAGCUUUUGAGUGAAGACUGGCCGAACGAAAUUCUCGAGACCAAUGAAGGAUGCGAGGUGACGGACUCUCUAGGAAACCUCAUAUUUAGAGGCUUGUCGGUGAGAAUGGGUAUUCACUGGGGUGCGCCGGUAUGUGAACUUGACAUGGUGACCCGCAGAAUGGAUUACUUCGGGCCCAUGGUGAAUAGGGCGUCGCGUAUCGAGUCGAGCGCUGACGGCGGACAGAUUGCCGUGAGCUCGGACUUUUUGAACGAAAUGGAGCAGUUGUACUUCUUGCACGACCAGAUACAGUCCGGGGAGACAUCGUUGGAGGUGGCCUAUGGCGGUAACACGGGGGCCGGCGAGAUCAUAGAGAAGGAGAUCAAUUCCAUUGAGGACAUGGGUUACGAAUACAUCGAGCUUGGCGAGCGCAAGUUGAAAGGUUUGGAGACGCCUGAGAACAUCGUGCUCGCGUUCACGAAGAAUCUUGCCAAACGAUUCGACAUCUUCAAGAAGAGAAUGUCGCAGGACGCGGAGUCGACCGGCAGGGUCCUCGGCACGUUACCGGUGGACUCUGUGUUGUUCUUGCGGUCGCUCUCGUUGCGGUUGGAGCACAUCUGCUCGGUGUUGAACCUGGGGUACAAUGGUACGGACGAGAAGUACGGGAAGUAUAGCGGGGACAUCUACGCAAACAGCAUCAAGAACAACCGGCAGGAGUCGGACGUGGUGGCGCUUUUGAACCACGCGGUCACGCGGGUGGAGCACUGUGUUGCGGCGCUUGAGUUGCGCCAGUCGUACCAGGUGAUGCGUGGAAUCGAGGGUCCGCUAGACUUUACCGAGAAUCUCGGCAUAUGGACGAUAGUGGACGACAUGAAGCGGAUUAUCGCCGGUGCGGGGAUUGCGGGGAGUGGGGCGUGA